This is a messenger RNA of Spirometra erinaceieuropaei, 1612 nucleotides long. Lineage: Eukaryota; Metazoa; Platyhelminthes; Cestoda; Diphyllobothriidea; Diphyllobothriidae. The record is from the annotation of a GenBank genome assembly.
AUGCGAUUUCUUGUCCAUGACUGCUACUACUACUACUACUACUACUACUACUACUACUACUACUACUACUACUACUACUACUACUACUACUACUACUACUACUACUACUACUUCUACUUCUACUUCUACUUCUACUUUUACUACUACUACUACUACUACUACUACUACUACUACUACUACUACUACUACUACUACUACUACUACUACUACGCGUACCACUUGUUUGUUUGAUAGUCAUGGCGUGGUUGCUUCACAGUAGUUGACUGUUUUUGACACAAACUUCCCUUGAAAUUUCGGGCCUGCCUCUAAAAAGUUAUGUCUCAAUCACUUAAUUCCUUGUCUCACGCUUAAUAAUUUCUGAAAUCACUAGCUGGUCCCCAAGGUGGUCAAUCGUCUGUGCCAGAGUGUGCUUCAGUUUUGAAGUGGACAAAAUUCUACGUGAGAGGGGCAAGUCUGUUUUGUUUUUAAGCAACGCAAUUGACGUAAGCACUUUUUUUCUAUUCGAGGACGUGUGAUAUCAUUAAGUAACACAAAUGAUCAAGGGAGAAAGUGCAUUUUCAGCAUGCCAAGUAGUCCGUUUCCUGUGGGAAAGCGGAAAAAUGUCCAAGAGUGAGUGGAGAUGUACUUUUAUGCUUGGUACGUUGUGAUCAGGCCUGAGAUGGCCGGUCUCCAAGGGAGUCACGGAUCGCACUUCUCCAUGCGUGACGAUCUGCGACAGCGAGCCUGGAGAACUUAACUCACUAUCUCUUCCAGAGACGGAGAGUGAAUACUGAAGGUUCAUGAAAUACUUCCAUGUGUUGACAGACUGUGUCGGAUCAGGUUUAGUCUUGGCCUCCACUUAAACUCCUUCAGGCUGGCAACGGCUCCAGAUAGCGGGCAGAAACACUCAGCUCGUGGAACGGACGACUAAGCAGGUGUCCACAGCACCUCAGCCGUCUGUCGCGGAUGCCCUGAGAUGUCCUCGAGCUGCUGUCGCGGCGAGUGGGGACUGUCUCGUUCACAACCAAGUUUAUCUACUUCACUCACUGGAUGGUUCUCGGGCAGAGGCGGUAAAAACCUACAGCUUUCGCUCUCAUUCCACGCGCACGACGCAGCAUUCACAACCGGAAAACAGGACGGGAUCUUUCCGCAAAGGAAGAUACUUCGUCAGAUCCACAGACACUUCCUAGAGGUGGGAAAAGACCUGCAAGUAGAAUCGAUUUGACAGGCCGUGGCAUCUUCGUGAUGUUCAUGCGACAGUGGCCUCAUUUGGAACCACCAACCUCUUCAUGUUGAAUGCCAGUAAUCCCAAGAGGAUGCCGUUUCCUGAUCAGGGAUCCAAUUCGAAAACACUUUGAUCUUCCCGACGUUUACGGACAAAACGGCCUAUUUUACGACUUCUUUUGCCCGUGACAGUCAAAAACAGUCGACAAAACUUGAGGACAGCGAAGCGACCAUCAAAACCGUGCAGGGACCUGCCGAGUAUCCAGCCGACGCCAUAGUUGAACAGAAUGGGUGGCGGGAUGCAGUCCUUAAGAACGCCGGAGCCGAUACCGAACGGUCGGGGAAGAUUGUAAUGGAUCAGCAUUUGCGCAGCGGUGGAGUGACAGCAGGCUCUGAUCCUGAAAGAUGA